AGUUGAAGAGCCCGUAUGCAGACAACAUGGCGAUAGACUGCCGAUGCUCACAAAGUAGAAAGUAGCUCAAACGUAUUAGCUUUACGUUUAGAGUUAUGACCGGUAUCAUCUUGUCGAACAUAUUUAACGAAUGGAAUUAUGACUACUAAAGAUUAUAGCGGGAUGCUCGAGCCCCAUGCAGCUGCGUGUAAGCACCCGAGACGGGAGGGCGACGACAGGGAGGAACUGCAUGACAACGGGAAUGAUAGUGAAUCAACAUCAAGUUACAGUCAGUCCGACUACUCCGACGACCUAGAGCCAGAAUGGCUGGACGACGUCCAGAAGAACGGCGAGCUCUUCUACCUGGAGCUGAGCGAGGGCGAGGAGGAGGCGGCAUUAGCUCAGGCCGCCGCCAAUAAUGGCCUCCCCACCAAUCACGUGCACUUCAGUGAGAAGGAGGCGGAGAUCAUCAGCGAGGAGUGCAGGAAGCGUUCUGAUGGCACUCCAACCAAAGGAGAGCCCAAGCUGAAAAGACUUGCCAGGAUCCUACGGAGGAAGAGGCGGCCAUCCCAGCGGAGUGGGCCCGACGGAGGAGCCAAAGACUCAUCAUCGCUUCCGACGUCCAUCUUGAAAAACCAGGCGGGGCAGAGGGCGGGGCUGGUGGUCCAGCAGCAGCAUCUGAAAGAGGUGUGUGUCUACCUGAACCCCAAACGGCUGGGCAGCUGCUCACCUCCUCCCCCGGAGAGAGGGGGUCUACUGGAGGCUCUGCUGGGGGUGGUGCAUCGCCCGUCCUGGGGCCAGGGAGACCCUGCCGGGGGGAGAGGGGAGAGGAUCACCGUCCACGGCCUGGUGCCCAACAGCCCCGCCAUCAAGAGUACACAGAUACUGAUUGGUGACGACCUAGUGGCAGUGGACGAUGUGGAUGUUACCACAGAGAACAUUGAGAGGGUUCUCUCCUGCAUUCCUGGGCCUACACAGGUGAAACUGACCCUGGUGACAACCAGUGCAGGAGGACCAGGGCAGGGGGGUGUGGACGUGUCCUCUGCCCCCAGGCUCAGGCCCUCUCCCCCGGUCAGCCAGCUGGUGCGUCUGCUGUGGGGCGAGGACACGGCGGAGCUCCAGAUGUCUAUAGGACACAUCCCUCACAUCGUCAUGUACCUGUCACUCAAACUGGACUCCGACUCCCCCCUGGAAGAGCAAGAGAUCCUGUACCAGUACCCUGUUUCUGAGGCGUCCAGCCAGCUGAAGGGAGUCCGAGGGAUCUUCCUCACUUUGUGUGACAUGCUGGAGAAUGUCACCGGGGGACAGAUAGUCAGCUCGUCUCUCCUGCUCCGUAAACAGCUGGUCCAUGUGGGCUACUGGAAGGAGAGCAACAACCUGCUGGUGAUCGGCCUGCCUGCUGAGAGGGUUCCUCUGCUCUCUCUGCAGACGGUAGUGGGAGGUGUGGUCAGGACUCUCAACGUGAUGUAUGGAUCUCUGGGCAGUGCAUUUUGCCAGGUGGACCAUGCCCCCAGACUGGACCAUUUCUUCUGCCUGUUCUUCCAGCAGCUGAUCCACCCCUCCAGGUUGAGUGGCAGCUCCGUGCCCACGCCCCCUGAUGUCUCGGAGACUCUCUUCCUGGACGGACUGCCGGCGGUCCGAUGGCUCACCCUGCCUCCUGAGAUAAAGAUGGAGGUUGACACUGUUCUCUCAGACUUUGAAUCGUCAGAUUUUGGAGAAAUGUCAGAAGACUUCUAUGGCAUGAGGCGUCUCUACGUGACGCUGGGCUCCUGUCUGUUCUACAAGGGCUACCUGAUAGCCAACCACCUCCCCAAGGAAGACCUGCUGGAUGUUUGUCUGUACUGCCAGCACUACUGUCUCCUCCCCCUGGCAGCAGAGCAGCGCGUGGGCCAGCUGGUCAUCUGGAGAGAGGUGUUCCCACAACAUCGCACCCAGAACCCCCAGACACAGACCAAUAACAACCACUGUACCAGGCCCGGCUACUGCCAGCCACAGGGACGCUACUUCCUGCUCAUAGUGGGACUGAGGCAUUUCAUGCAGUGCGUCCUCCUGGAGGCAGGGGGCUGUGCGUCCCCUGCCCUGGGGGCCCCGGGACCUGACUGUGUGUACGUGGACCAGGUCAAGGCCACCCUCCUGCAGCUGGAGGGGCUGGACGUAGGGAUGGAGGAACGCCUGGCCGCCCCGCCCGCACCCUGCCUCUCUUGUGCUGACUGGUUCCUCCCCUCCUCUGCCCGGGACAGGUUGGACACCAUGGCUGCAUCGUCCCCUGUCCUCAGUAAGCUGGCUGGGGCUGUGAAGCCACCGUCCUCCACCCAGGGAGGGGGGAAGGGAGUGGGCAGGAGCCUCUUCGGAGGGGGUGCCCGGAGACCUAGCCCCCAGAGGAGUCAGUCGGACAGUGGGAGCGAGGGACAGCCGGAGGGGGGUGUAGGAGGGCAGACAGGGCUCAGUCCACACUCCACCCCGGACUCAGCCCGGAAGCUGGACGGGCGGAGAGACUCGCUGGGUUCGGGUGGAUCUGAUGGGAGUGGAGCCAGUGGAAGUAUUUUCAAGAUUCCCAAGAUGAAGCACCCUAACCCAUUCUACCUGGGCACCCUGAAGAAGAGUCUGACAGAGAGAGAAACAGAGGAGAUGUACCACACCAUUAAGUUGACAUCUGGGGCAGAGAACACUCUGUUCCACUAUGUGCUGAUGGAGACAGUACAGGGCAUCUUCAUAGCUCCUACACACAGGGAGCUGGCCCAGCUCAGCGGCUCCAUCCACCCUCAGCUCAUACGUAACUUCCACCACUGCUGCCUCUCCAUACGGGCCACGUUCCAGCAGAGUCUACCGUCCAGGCAGGGUAGGCGGGGUACAGACAGACCCCAGAGGACCCAUGGGCUGGGCCCAGUGAAGGAACACGGGGUUCUGUUCCAGUGUAAACCUGAGAACUGGACCGACCAGAGGAAGCCUGCUCCCACCAUGACCUACUGGGUGAUAGGGUGGCCCUCGGGGGGAGAGGUCUGUCUGAGUGGUAAAGAAGGGAAGUAAAACUGUCUGGGUGGUAGAGUAAAGAAGGGAAGUAAAACUGUCUGGGUGGUAGAGUAAAGAAGGGAAGUAAAACUGUCUGGGUGGUAGAGUAAAGAAGGGAAGUAAAACUGUCUGGGUGGUAGAGUAAAGAAGGGAAGUAAAACUGUCUGGGUGGUAGAGUAAAGAAGGGAAGUAAAACUGUCUGGGUGGUAGAGUAAAGAAGGGAAGUAAAACUGUCUGGGUGGUAGAGUAAAGAAGGGAAGUAAAACUGUCUGGGUGGUAGAGUAAAGAAGGGAAGUAAAACUGUCUGGGUGGUAGAGUAAAGAAGGGAAGUAAAACUGUCUGGGUGGUAGAGUAAAGAAGGGAAGUAAAACUGUCUGGGUGGUAGAGUAAAGAAGGGAAGUAAAACUGUCUGGGUGGUAGAGUAAAGAAGGGAAGUAAAACUGUCUGGGUGGUAGAGUAAAGAAGGGAAGUAAAACUGUCUGGGUGGUAGAGUAAAGAAGGGAAGUAAAACUGUCUGGGUGGUAGAGUAAAGAAGGGAAGUAAAACUGUCUGGGUGGUAGAGUAAAGAAGGGAAGUAAAAACACUGGAGUUAACUUUGAGUGAGAGGCUUGGAGUAGCAGACCACCAUGAAACAGCUGGGUUUCAGUGGCAGUUAGACGCAUACUGGGCAGAGAGCUCUUAAUUUAUCAAGGUGGUCCUGUAUUGCCUACUCUCCUGACCUCUAGGGCUUUUUGUUCAAUUUUUUUAAUCACUUCGCAAUUAUGUCCUGCCUACCCAUGCUCCUCUGCCUUGGGUGCGGCCCAAUAAUAUCUCCUUUCUCCUGAAAUGUGCACUCGUUCACUAUUCCCCACAAAAUGAAAAUAAUUGGAUUGGUGGAGGCAUGGGCUAGAGAGCGUUUCCAUAUACCAGUCAAUUCCUUUAAAAUCCAUGAAGGGAAGUGAACAAAUGCACACUUCAGGAGAAUGUAGAUAUUAUUAGGAUGCCCCAGAAACCCACUCUUGCCAUUUUCCUCCUCUUUCUCACUUUGAAGCUCUGUUGUCUCUCUGUGUUCCAGCCGGAUGCUUCUAGAACCCGUCCCUCAGGAAUUCUAUGUGUGUUUUCAUGACUCCGUGGCAGAGGUUCCCGUGGAGAUGGCCUUCCGCCUAUCUUUCGGCCUGGCCUUGUGACGAGCCGUCUGCCUACAGUCUCUUAAUGAACUCUGAUAACACUACUACCUACAGACAGCGGUGCACAACCCUGGGUUCUUUUCAUUAGGCAUCAAAUGGGAGAAAACUGAUAGAAACCGGGAGGGGCUACCUGAACUCCAAUGAGAACCGCUUGUUUGUUUCCCCGUCACAAAAUAUUUUACAACAGUACACCCUAAUGAACACGACCCUGGUCUUCAACGUUUCAUAGUCGACCUCAACGCCUGCUUACUGUCUGUCUGAGAUAUUGCGGGAACUAAGACUUGUCUUGUUCCAGACAGACAUUGAUCACCUGACAGCAGAUAAAAGGAAAGACCAAGGUUGUUCUCUGUUAGACUUGGACCAGCUCCAGUGGAACAGCAGGGGACAACGCUGUGGAACAUUCAGAUAGAAAUAUAUUAAAUAGAAAAAAACAUGCCUGAUAUGUAGAAUAUUAUUGUAAGGAAUCACAUCAGCUCUAUUCAUUGCAUUUCUAUCUGUAACGUCUCUCUACACUUGCCUACUGAACGAUGCCCUGGGUUUACUGGAUGCAACAAUUUUGUGUCCGAAAUGGCACCCUACUCUGUAUUGAGUGCACAGCUUUUGAAUCUGGUCAAAAGUAGUGCACUAUGUAGGGAAUAGUGUGCCAUGUAGGACAAGCCACUAAACUCAAUAAUACCUCAGAAAACAGGCUGCAGGGAAAGCAUUUUGCUGCUGUUCUGACUGUAGAAAUAUAAUCUCAUUCUAGUUCAGUGGUUCUGACAUUGCUGUUCACUUAUAGGUGCUACACAUAGGAUUUUUACUUUUUAAUUUCUGAAAAUGUCCAUAAUAUAUCUGCAGUAAUAGUGGAAUGACAGUGUUUCACAGUGCUACUUACCCACCAGUGUUAUGAUUGGCUGUGAUAUUUGCCUAUUGAUUUUGGCCCGCCAGAGCAGCAUCUGACUUUGGCUUUGUUAUCUAGUGGAAAUCGCUCUGUCAUUUCCUGGUUGUAAAAAUUCUACACUGUUCGCGUGAAAACAAGCACUGGAUAGUGUAGGGAAUCAUUGUACAAUCUAAAUUGCUGUGAAAUAUUUUGCAAUUCACCUAGCAUAAGGCUGCAUUCAAAACAAAACUCCCCCUCAUCCCAUUUCCCUGUAACAUGGCAGAGAAUUGCACUUGAGCCUUUACUUUGGGUUUUGGUCCACCAGCUCAAACAUCUGACUGCUGAAAUUGCAGUGCAAAAAUCCUAUGUGUAGCACCUUUUAAGUGUGCCUGACCAAAUAAUGUGACUGUUCUUGCUUGCUAGCCUCUCCACAUUGGCAUGGCAACCGCCUUAAGUGGAGUUAAAUUCCUAUAUGUUGUUGAGUGUGGGGGGGUAUUGUAUUUAAGAUGUACAGUAUUUUGCAUAGAAGUCAAAUCAUUUGUGAUACAAAUGCACCUUUGAGUCUGUUGAUUAAAAUAAAAACCUGUUUUGGUUUCCUGGGGUAA
This is a messenger RNA of Oncorhynchus gorbuscha (pink salmon), 5618 nucleotides long. It is a transcript of the gene intu, whose product is annotated as inturned planar cell polarity protein. The transcript is spliced from 17 exons. The record is from RefSeq and is a predicted model, not a curated record. Gene Ontology annotation, biological process: establishment of planar polarity; nervous system development; vesicle-mediated transport. NCBI's taxonomy places the organism in Eukaryota, Metazoa, Chordata, Actinopteri, Salmoniformes, Salmonidae. The coding region runs from base 139 to 3006 and encodes 955 amino acids. Gene Ontology annotation, cellular component: cytoplasm; cilium. Gene Ontology annotation, molecular function: protein binding.